Bombyx mandarina (wild silkworm) is the source of this 1187-nucleotide messenger RNA. RefSeq names its product E3 ubiquitin-protein ligase Mdm2. NCBI's taxonomy places the organism in Eukaryota, Metazoa, Arthropoda, Insecta, Lepidoptera, Bombycidae. The record is from RefSeq and is a predicted model, not a curated record. Gene Ontology annotation, molecular function: ubiquitin protein ligase activity. Gene Ontology annotation, biological process: cell cycle; negative regulation of apoptotic process; protein ubiquitination.
AAAACUACUGCCAUAUUAACAUAGUUUGAUUCCGAGAUUUGGCAUCUCCUAUUUGUGCCUGAUUGUAAUAUGAACACAACAUUUUGUUCAGAAACUUCAGUAAGCCGACGAUGUUCGACUGAGACAAUCUACAGCAUACAAGGAAAAGAAACAGAUUUCGCGCGAGACACCAGCGACACAGAUGCAAGUAUAUUCGAUACAGACGCCGAGAUCGAGUUCGAGCCGGCCUCUGACGAGGAAGAGGACCAGGCGCCGGUGGACGAGGACACGUCGGCGUCUUUCACUGAUGGUGAAAUAAUAAAGACCAAAGUGCUAGAGGUGAGCGUGGGUGACGACGGCGACCUGCAGCUCGCAGACUCUGAGCAGACGGACUCGCAGGACAGCGACAGCGAGAUCGACCUGUACGACUUCUGGCACUGCAUCAAGUGCAGAGCCGAGAACAACGUUCCGUUUUAUAGAUAUUGUCAGAAGUGCUUUCAGGUCCGCAAAAACUUCUUUCCUCCGCGGCCGAAACGUAAACGCAAACGCGGCACGACGGUCACCCCGGAGCUGGACGCGGUGCCCAGGACUCUGUCACAGGACUCCGGCAUCCAGUCCGUGCACAGUCAAGAACUGUUCAACAGCCAGGACGCGACCCACGGUGAGGGCACUUCGCGAGACGUUGACAGUAGCGCUGAGUUCACAGGUCGAGCGAGGAAGAGACGCGCCCGGUCGGUCGACGGCGGCUCCAAGCGAACGAAGCUCGGCUCCGCCUCCGGAUCCGGAUCCGACUCCGACUCUGGAGGCAACUCGGAGUCCCUGACCAAGUCCGUCAGCGAUCCGUCCGUGGCGAUCGACGAGCCGCUGAAAAUGACGAAAAAAGUAAUAUCGGAUAGGAUCAAACAAAAGCUAGACAAGGAGCUGUGCAUCGUGUGCGACUCCGAACCCAAGACCGGCGUGUUCGUGCACGGGCACCUCGCGCACAUCUGCUGCUGCUACAAGUGCGCCGUCAAGGUGUGGGCGCGCGCCCGCCGCUGCCCCGUCUGCAACCGCAGGGUCAGCAACGUGCUGCGCGCCGUCGUGCUGUAGUCCGCGGCCGCGAGCUCACGCCAUUUCUCUAAAACUUCAACAUACAUUGCUGCUCAGCGCCACCGACUGGCGCCCGCGAAAUGAAUACCGUUAUCUUUUCUCGACCACGUAACGUUCUA